Molecule: messenger RNA, 963 nt
Organism: Phycomyces blakesleeanus NRRL 1555(-)
Lineage: Eukaryota; Fungi; Mucoromycota; Mucoromycetes; Mucorales; Phycomycetaceae
Product: C2H2-type zinc finger transcription factor
Exons: 2
Coding region: 1-963 (320 amino acids)
Source: RefSeq, a predicted model, not a curated record
AUGGACACACCUGCUUCUUGCUACACACCAACCCUCAAUGGUAGCCUCUCUAAUAUCAAUAUAUCUCUUGCCGUCGAAAAAGUCUUACGAAGCAGUAAUCUUGAUCCACAUUUUUGGGACUUUCCUGUCAUUGAGAAUUCUUAUUCUCAGCUAUCAUCUUUUGGCUUUCUACCUCCUGAUAAUUUGCAACCACACUAUGCCUCCAAGCCACCCAACACUGUACCUUUUUAUCUCUUUGAAGACUUUUUCUCUCUAAUUGGUGCCUCUGAUGUACAAAACUCUACAUACAUCAAAGACCUUGCUAUGGAAUAUAGCCCUGGUACAUAUCCCAAACCCCAAAUCCCUCAGGUUGGCCCUUUUUCUAGUCCCUCCUUAUUAUUUGCGGCUCAAACACUUUCGAGUAACAUACCUACGACCUUUCCUUCCUGGACUACACCUUUAAUCGUCCCAGGUCAAGAGAAAAAUAUGAAUGCUCCUCUUUUAAACACAAACCCAUGUUCCUUUCUCCCAAGUUCUGGCCUAGUUUCUUAUUCACACAAGUCACCUAUGAUUUCAGAAGACUUUGACGAAAACAAUACUACUCAUAAUAUUAGUUUUAAGAAUAAUAAAAAAUAUGAGAAUUAUAAUAAGCGCAAUAAGAUCACUAAGAACAAUAAGCAUAAUGACUAUAAUAAAAGCCAUCACAAUAGUCACUAUGGCACCACUCAGACUACUGAUUUCCACAAUCCAAAUGCUCGCAAGUCUAAAGAAAGGGUCUAUUAUUCAAAACUUCAUAUGUGUGGAAUAUGCGACUACUGGAGCGACCACAAAAGCAAUAGGGAUAGACACUUUGUAAAGCACUACCCCGAUCACAAGAAACACAAAUGCCCUGACUGCAAGAGUGACUUUGACAGCAAAUACAAUCUCAAAAGGCACAUCCUUGGUAGCAAAAGAUGUAAAGCCAGUCAAGCACAACAGCAAUAG